Abrus precatorius (Indian licorice) is the source of this 2082-nucleotide messenger RNA. RefSeq names its product protein SIEVE ELEMENT OCCLUSION B-like. The transcript has 7 exons. The record is from RefSeq and is a predicted model, not a curated record. Lineage: Eukaryota; Viridiplantae; Streptophyta; Magnoliopsida; Fabales; Fabaceae. Gene Ontology annotation, biological process: phloem development. Bases 1 to 2082 code for a protein of 693 amino acids.
AUGGCAGCUUCAAUUGUCCCAACAUCCACUUUGCUCCAUGCAAGGGCUUCCAACCCGUUGGCUUGGUCUGAUGAUCAAAUUCUUGAGAAAGUUUACAUUACCCACGUCCACACCGCUGAAAGGUACGAUGUGGAGUCACUUUUCAAUGUUGCUUCAAACAUUAUAAGGCGUUCCACUGCAAUUGCUGACAGUAUUGCAGUUAAGACUGGUACACCCGUUGGUGUUAUUGAAGACAAGGUUACUUUAUCCACUUUCGAUCCACCGUUCCUCAAACUGAAGAACAUUGCUGCUCAGAUGAUGAACACGCCUCACGGUGAGCAUCACGCACACCAAACAGCAAUGUCAAUACUUGAACAGCUGAAAACAUACACAUGGGAUGGAAAAGCAAUAUUAGCUCUAGCUGCUUUGGCUCUGGAAUAUGGGAAUUUCUGGCACCUUGUCCAGGUUCCAGGCGGAGACCAUCUUGGAAGAUCAUUGGCACAAAUGAAUCGAGUUCACAGCAUCGAGAGGAAUAGGCAAGCCGUUGCUGAUUUUAACAGUUUGGUUAAGAACUUAUUGAUCGCCGUUGAGUGCAUCGCCGAGUUGGAGAGACUUUCCACCAAAGGUUUUGACACAAAGGAUGUGCCAGCUCUUGCAGAAUCCAUGCAAGAGAUCCCUGUCGCUGUCUACUGGGCAAUCGUCACCACUGUUGUUUGCGCUAAUCAUUUUGAUUUUCUCUUGGGUGAUUCUGACGACAGGUAUGAAAUAGCGAAUUUUGAUGAUAAGCUUUCCUCCGUUAUCAGCAAAUUGAAGGCGAAUCUGACCAGGAGCAGAAAGAAGAUAGGUGAGUUGGAAGAUUACUGGAGGCGUAAGAGGCUGCUUCAAACUCCUACAGAAAUUGUCGAGGUUUUGAAGGUUCUGAUCUUCCACAAUGAUGUUCACGAUCCCCAAGUAUAUGAUGCCUUGUCUAGACAAAUGGUUAGCAUCGAAGUGUUUAGGCAGAAGCACGUGUUACUGUUCAUUUCGGGUCUUGACAGCAUCAGGGAUGAGGUUCGGCUUCUGCAAUCUAUCUACGAGGGGUUACAAGAAGAUCCUAGAGAAGUGAAAGGAUACAGAAAAGAGGACUUCAAGAUUCUUUGGCUCCCUGUUGUGGACGAUUGGAGUGUUCUUCUACACAGAGCAGAGUACGAUAAUUUAAAGCUUGAAAUGCCCUGGUACGUGGUUGAGUACUUCUACCCCUUGGCAGGAAUAAGACUGAUUAGGGAGGACUUGAACUACAAGAACAAGCCUAUCAUCCCUGUGUUGAACCCUCAAGGUAGGGUCGUCAACUACAAUGCCAUGCACAUGAUUUUCGUUUGGGGAAUCGAUGCCUUCCCUUUCAGACCCUCUGAUGAUGACAUCCUCACCCAGAAAUGGAAUUGGUUCUGGGCCGAAAUGAAGAAAGUCAAUCCUAAGUUACAAGACCUUAUAAAAGCAGACAGUUUCAUCUUCAUAUACGGAGGAAAUGACAAUCAAUGGAUACAAGAUUUCACAGUGGCGGUGGACAAAAUAAGAAGGCACGAUAUUAUAAAGAGGGCAGACGCUGUAAUAGAGUACUAUCCAUUUGGAAAGGAAGAUCAAAGGAUAGUUCCGCGUUUCUGGAUUGGCAUAGAGAGCUUGUUUGCGAACAUGAUUCAGAAGAAGCACAAAGACCCCACGAUUGAAGAGAUAAAGAGUUUGCUUUGCCUUAAGCAACACCAACCAGGUUGGGUUCUGCUUAGCAAAGGGUCGAACGUGAAGUUGCUGGGGCGUGGGGAUCCAAUGUUGUCCACUGCAGCUGAUUUUGAGAUAUGGAAAGAUAAGGUGCUGGAGAAAGCAGGGUUUGACGUGGCUUUCAGAGAGUACUAUGAGCAAAAGCGUCGGAAUUACCCUCAAGCAUGUGCACACAUGCAAUUGGCUAAUUAUCCUGCGGAUAUUCUUCAGCCCAUUAAUUGCCCUGAUCAGGCUUGUGGGCGAUCCAUGGAAAUAUCCUCUGUGAGUUACAAGUGCUGCCACGGUCACACUCACAGGGCUGAAGUUCCUGAGAGUGGUGAUGUUAUGAUUGAGAAGAAGUACUCUUCUUGA